AUGAGAUUCGCAGUCACUAUAUUGUCAUCAAUCCUGCUUGCUUGCUCAGUUACUAUUGCUAAUCCAGUUCAUCCCAGUGCAACCACAAGCAUCAUAUAUGGUCCCUUGUCAACUCCUAAUACAAACGCUAUAGGCUCGGCUGGUCCUGAUUUACUCUCAGAUGACAUCAAGAGCCUACUCCUGGAAUAUGCAGAAAAAAAGUAUAACCAUGAUAAACAAGCACGAAAAUGCGAAUUGAUAAACCUUCAAUAUAGUGAGCAGCGAGGCCUAGUAAAGUAUCUGGGUGAAAAGGUCGACAGCUUUAGACUUGAGCUUCAAAAAAACCCUGAGCAUUCAAAUUAUCCUCAUAGCGAUGUUAGAAUGACUACGCUUAAGCAAAAGUUUGGAGGAGAGUAUUGCAUUCUUGUCAAACUUGAAAAUAAGGAGAAAAGGUGCAGAUUCGACAGUGAUUAUCUAAAGUAUGAACUGGAGCUCGUCAUAAUAAAACUUGUGGCACGCAUUUUCGGACCUUUCAAUAGUGAACCACUUGAUGAGCAACUUUCGCGUGUCCUCUCAUAUCCUCUUAUCAGCACUUACCUCGAAGGAUUAUAUGGACAAUCAUCAGUACAUACUGAUGAAUCUGGCCAAGGUUCUAGUACUCAACAACAGCAAGAUCUGCAGCCAUCACCAGCAAUGUCAUCUAGAUCUCGUUCCACCAGACGAAGAUUUUCCGCCAGGAUACGAAGUACUGUCUCCAGAUUCAGUAGUGGCCUUAGAAUGUUUGCCGAGCAAUUCAGAUGUGACAAUAAAUCUGAUUGA
This is a messenger RNA of Batrachochytrium dendrobatidis JAM81, 798 nucleotides long. RefSeq lists its product as uncharacterized. The transcript has a single exon. Bases 1 to 798 code for a protein of 265 amino acids. The record is from RefSeq and is a predicted model, not a curated record. NCBI's taxonomy places the organism in Eukaryota, Fungi, Chytridiomycota, Chytridiomycetes, Rhizophydiales.